UAAUAUUAUUUUCUUUUUAUUUAGGUAAUAUAUAUAUAUUCUUUCACUAUAUGGACACACCGCACCGGUAAAUAUGUCUUUCAACUUGAGUCAAUCAGUAACCGAUAGAUUCUCGAUGUGUCAAGACGUUAAAAAAAUAUUGUCUCAAAAAUUAUUUCCUAAAUAUUAUUUUUUAUUUUCUUAUUUUUUAUUUAUUUAUUAUAAAUUGUAAAACAAUUGUUUUUUAUUAUUUACAAAAAUUUAUUGAUAAAAAAGCUUAUUUGGUGUUUUCAUAAUAUACGAGUGUUAAGGUAUCAAAAAAUUGUCAUGAACACUGAAAUAUCUAACAAAAACGCUCAUCUCAAGAGCUGCUACUUCUUUGAUAUUUCGACGUAACCAUAUCAUUAUCAUCGUAAUCAUAUUGAAACGAUUCCACGAAGAAUGAAUUUUCAAAUUCUUGCCACGUGCAGUAUUAUUUUUGCAUAUACAUCAGCUGCCAUAAUAGAAAAAAAAUUAUCUGCCGUAAAUGUUAAACCAAUCGAAGAUUAUAAUGAUUAUGCUAAGGUUUUGGAACUUUCAUUUCUAUUUUACGAGGCUCAACGAUCAGGAAAAUUACCUUCUAAUAAUAGAAUUUCCUGGCGCGGAGAUUCUGCACUAAAUGAUAGUGGCAUCAAUGGAGAAGAUCUCACCGGAGGCUAUUAUGAUGCCGGUGACUUUGUGAAAUUUGGAUUUACAAUGGCAUGGACAACAACACUUUUAGCAUGGGGUGGUAUUAGUUGGCCUGAAGCUUAUUCGGCAGCUGGUCAACUGGAUGAAUUACGAAUUGCUGUUAAAUGGGCAACUGAUUAUUUCAUUAAAUGUCAUGUUAAUGAAACAACAUUUUACGGACAGGUUGGCGAUUUUUCACUUGAUCAUACAUUUUGGGGUAGACCCGAAGAUUUGAAUACAUCAAGACCUGCUUUUAAAAUUGACACUGAACAUCCAGGUUCUGAUCUAGCUGGUGAAACUGCUUCAGCUUUAGCAGCCACGAGUAUUCUUUUCAAAAUUACAAAUCCAGAAUACAGUAAAAAAUGCCUUCAGCAUGCUCAAGAACUUUAUAAAUUUGCCACUGAUUAUCGAGGACUUUAUCAUCAAUCAAUAAAAGAUGCAACACACUAUUAUGAGAGUACUGACUAUGGCGAUGAAUUGGCAUGGGCUGCUGUUUGGCUUUAUAAAGCGACAAAAAUGACAAAUUAUCUCGACGAGGCCGAAUAUUAUUAUCAACAUUUUUAUCUUAAUGAAAGAUCAAAUUCUUUUUUUUAUAAUAAAAAAUCUGCUGGUGUUCAGAUACUUCUGGCACAAUUAACAGGACGUGAUGUUUAUAAAAAUGCUGCAAAAGAUUUUUGUCAAUUUUCCAUAAAACAACAGAAAAGAACACCAAAAGGUCUUCUUUAUAUUGAAAAAUUUGGUACACUUUGUCACGCUGCCAAUGUGGCUUUUGCAUGUUUACAAGUUGCUGAUAUAUUGGAAAUUAAAAAUUCACAAGAAUAUCGAGAUUUUGCCAAGGAGCAAAUCUCUUAUAUUCUCGGUAGUACAGGAAGGAGUUUUGUAGUUGGUUGGGGUAAAAAUCCACCAACCCAACCAAAUCACGAGGCUUCCUCUUGUCCCAAUAAACCAGCACCUUGUGGUUGGUCGGAAUUAGAUCGGAAAUCACCAAAUCCUCAAAUACUCUAUGGUGCUCUAGUUUCAGGACCUGAUGAACGAGAUGAAUUUGACGAUAAUCGACAAGACUAUAUUUACACCGACGUUACUUUAGAUUGUAAUGCAGGUUUCACGGGAAGUCUUGCCGGUUUGCUUCAACUUCGAGUAAAGCCAACCUCUUGAUAAGAAAAAAAAAAAAUUUUUUUUUCAAAUAUACAUAUAUUCCUUAAAUUCCGUCUAUUAUGAAUCAGAAAUAUUUAUACAAUUUUAGGUGAAAAAAGGCAUCAAAUUGUAUAAAUACUCUCCUUCCGGUUUGAUUUUGAAUUAAUUUUUGAUUUCGAAAAGUCGUGACACUUCUAUAAUUUUAUUAAUUCAUGCUGGUUUAUAUAUUCGCCACGAACUAAUAAAAUAAUUUACAAGUGUUAUGACUUUUCAAAAUGUACACAAAGACUUAAAAAAAAAGUCUGUAUGAACAUAAAGACUAAUUUUUUUUAAAAAAUUAAAAAUCCAUGUAAUUUUUUUUUGAAACUUAAAAUAUGACACAAAUUAAGUUACAUUUAUUAUAAAUUUAGUUUUAACAACUAGAAAUGUGAUAGUUAAGUUAAAAAAAAUAGUUUUCCUAAAAAGUAUAUAUAGUGAAGCAAGGAAUUAAAAAGAAAAAUGCAUUUUGUGUUAUUUCCUUAAUAUUACAAAAAAAAAACCUUCGGAAAUUAUUUUAAAGUCAGUAUUUUUUAAAUACCAAAGACAUUAAAAAUUAGAUAAUAAAAUAAAAAAAUAAAUUGAUAAAAACACAAUUCUAGCUUCUACUAUUUUAUUAUGUUAAAUAUAAAAUUAGUCGCAAUUACAAUAAUAGAAAGGAUAUCGUUUAUUGUGAAUUUUGUUAAAUAGUCAAUAAACUUUUU
This is a messenger RNA of Leptopilina boulardi, 2561 nucleotides long. RefSeq names its product endoglucanase E-4-like. Gene Ontology annotation, molecular function: hydrolase activity, hydrolyzing O-glycosyl compounds. The record is from RefSeq and is a predicted model, not a curated record. The transcript has 7 exons. The coding region runs from base 421 to 1842 and encodes 473 amino acids. Gene Ontology annotation, biological process: carbohydrate metabolic process. Lineage: Eukaryota; Metazoa; Arthropoda; Insecta; Hymenoptera; Figitidae.